This is a messenger RNA of Lineus longissimus, 2427 nucleotides long. RefSeq lists its product as uncharacterized. Gene Ontology annotation, biological process: DNA integration. Lineage: Eukaryota; Metazoa; Nemertea; Pilidiophora; Heteronemertea; Lineidae. The transcript has a single exon. The record is from RefSeq and is a predicted model, not a curated record. Gene Ontology annotation, molecular function: nucleic acid binding. The coding region runs from base 1 to 2427 and encodes 808 amino acids.
AUGAGACCGUUGACAGUGGCAGUUCGAUUCCAGAUUGAUUGUGGCGCUACUGUGACAGUUCUACCAAAACGAUAUCUGAAACCUGAUUCAAAAAUCCGCAAGGAACACGUUCAUCUUCGAAUGUGGAAUUCGUCUGGCCUAAAUGCUCUAGGCAAAUGCAAAGUGAAUGUUGUAAAUCCAGCCACGGGACAACGGUUUCGUCUGGAUUGUGUCCUUGUUGAGGAGGAUUUAACUCCUCUGCUCAGUAGAAAAGCUGCUGAAAAAAUGCGCCUGAUUACCGUGAACUACGAUUAUUUCGAUCAAGUGAAUUCUGUAUCGCCAGGAGGUGCUGCUGUCUCUAAAUUCGUGAACGAGUUUCCGAAUGUGUUCAAUCGCAAAGUCGGUACCUUGCCUGGUAAGGUACAUCUAACCUUGGAACCGAAUGCUGAACCGGUCGUGAGACCACCGCAUAAUGUGCCUGAGGCUCUGAAGGACAGAGUCAAGUCUGAAAUUGAUAAAAUGGCUGAUCUAGGAGUUCUAGCCCCUGUGGACGAGCCCACCGAUUGGGUGAGUCAAAUGGCUAUCGCCGAAAAACGUAAUGGUAGGCUACGUAUUUGCAUUAACCCUAUGAAUCUCAAUAACGCUCUGAAACAUGAACACUACAAACUGCCUGUAUUGGACGAUGUGCUACCGAAACUUACUAACGCUCGUUUCUUCAGUACUGUUGACCUUAAAAGUGGUUUUCUACACUGUGAGCUUGACCAUGAGUCUAGUCUGCUCACAACCUUCGCAACCCCGUUUGGUAAUAGGUAUAGAUGGCGCCGCAUGCCAUUUGGCCUUAAGGUAUCAAGUGAAAUUUUUCAGAAGCGCUUGACUCAAGCACUUGAAGGGCUUGAGGGUGUCGAGAUUAUCUUCGACGACAUUACUAUCUGGGGAACUACCGCUGAGGAGCAUGAUGAGCGCAUGAGAAAAUUCUUGAAACGCUGUGAUGAGCUUGGCAUCGCUCUCAAUCUUGAGAAAUGCACGUUCUCCCUGGAAGAAAUUUCAUUGGUUGGACACAUUGUCGGUAGGAAUGGUCAUCGUGUUGACCCUGAAAAGGUCAAGGCCAUUACGAAAAUGCCUACACCUCAAUGCAAAGCUGAUGUGGAACGCCUACGUGGCAUGGUUAACUACUUGUCGCGCUAUGUUCCAAAACUGUCUGAGGAGAUGAAAAUUAUCUCUGAUCUCACACACAAGGACACUGUAUGGUUAUGGACUCCUGCCCAUGACAAGGCUUUUGAACGUGUCAAAACGCUUCUCUGUAAAGCCCCUGUGCUUGCAUUUUUCAAUGCAUCCAAGGAACUUGUGAUUCAAAGUGACGCUAGUGGUAAGGGCCUCGGAGCUGCCCUGCUGCAAUAUGGAAAGCCUAUAGCUUACGCUAGUAGAGCCCUGACUGACUGUGAAACUCGAUAUGCGACCAUCGAGAAAGAAAUGCUUGCUGUUAUCUUCGCGUUGGAGAAAUGGUAUCAGUACACAUAUGGUCGUAAAAUAACGGUGAACUCUGAUCAUCGCCCGUUAGAGUCAAUAAUCCGCAAAUCUAUUGACAAGGCUCUGAAACGUCUUCAAGGCAUGCUGCUACGUGCCUUAGCUUAUGACAUUGAUAUCAAGUGGAUGGAAGGCCGUAAGAUGGUUUUGGCUGAUACGCUGAGCCGAGCCUUCCUCAAGGAGAAAGGAGGUCAAGGAAUGUUCGAAACUGUAAAUGCUCUUGGUUAUCUGACUGUUCCGCCUGAUAAAGUAUCGGAAAUUCGCAGUGAAACUGACAAUGACGAGGCAUUGAACGUUUUGAAGGCAACCAUUCAGAAAGGUUGGCCAGAGGACAAAUCUGCACUGCCCACAUCCGCAGUACCGUAUUUUGACAUACGUGAUGAAUUGGCAGUCACAGAUGGUUUGAUAUUCAGAGGCGAAAGACUGGUUGUGCCUAAGACAUUGAGAAAGAAAAUGAAAGACUACAUACAUAUCGGACACACCGGUGUCGAAGCUUGUCUACGACGUGCACGCGAACGUAUGUAUUGGCCGAGUAUGAACCAAGAACUGAAAGAAUGGAUUAUACGUUGUGAAACAUGUCGCGAGUUCAAAAUUUCCCACCCUGACGAGACACUACAAAGCCAUGAUGUUCCGAGUAGAGUUUUGGAAAAAGUUGGGACUGAUCUAUUUUCCUACAAAGGAAAAACCAACUUGAUCACUGUAUGCUACUUCUCAAAUUUUUGGGAAAUUGAUCGUCUGCAUACUGAGGACUUAAAAACUGUCAUAAAGAAACUGAAAGCGCAUUUCGCGAGGUACGGUAUCCCAGAGAAAAUCGUAUCUGACAACGGAGGACAUUACACCUCAGACAAAUUUCGCAAAUUCACCAAAGAUUUUGGCAUCGAGCAUUUCACAAUCUCCGCAUACAAUUCGAAAGCAAACGGAUAA